CGAAGGUGAGAAGUAUUGUCAUCGGGUGCUUUUUAAAGAUAUUUAUUGUCUGCGAAGGACCUAUGUACGACACACACCGAAGAGAAAGCAGUUGCAUGCAAGUAUUUUCUGAGCACACAAGAUGAAGUUUUUCGUGUUUACCGUUGUCUCCGUGAUGGCGAUCCAUGGCAUGCCAGCUCCAAGGGUAUUAAAUGACAACCACUGGCCCACAGAGAAUCAGCACGAAUGCGCCAAGCACCUUCGCGAUCAAUGCAUUCCCGAAAUUUUGAAAGCAAAUGAAACAUGUGGUAUCGAGCAGCUUGUCAGCUGUCUUGAAAGGGAAAUCAAUUUGACAGCAAGCUGUGGUCAGUGUAAAGCAACACGUAACCAAAUGAUGUCGUACAUGAAUACCAUCAAAUCUGAUUUUCUACAUGGGAAUAGCUGCCCCAAUGAAGAUGAUGUUGAUAUGUUGAUCAAGACUCUUACAAAUCCAGACCCUUACGAUGAUUCGUACGAUGGUUGGUACGAUGAUUGGGAUAGUGAAGACACAUACUAUGAAGAACACCCAGAUGAUAGUUUCGAUGAAAAGGACCCAAACGAUGAAAAUGACACCAAAAGUCUUUUCAGCUCGUUUAAAAGCAAACUUCACAACGUUAUUGAAAAGAUAUUUGGCAAUGAAAGCUAUGAAGAGGAAAAAGAGAUUCCUGAAGAUAAGAAAGGAGGCGUCAAUACAACUGAUGCUGAAGGUGAUGACUGGUUGCCGUUUGAUUGGCUCACAUUUGGUGAAGACUGGUUCUGGGAAAAUAACUCCACGGUGAUUGGUAAUGCGACUUACAACGUGACUAGCGAAGAGGAAGAGGAGGUCUUGGAAUUAACUGACGAUGAAUCAGAUGGCCUUCUAUAUGAUAUCUUUGGCAUGUUAGAACAUGAUGAUGAAGUCUGGGAGGAGUGGGAAGAAGAUAACCUUGACGAUGUAGGUGAUUGGGAUUACGAUGUAGGCGAUGGGGACUACCUUGAAGAAGAUGGGGACUAUGAUGAUGAAGAUGGGGGCUACCAUGAUGAAGAUGGGAGCCAUCAUGAAAAAGAUGGGGGUCAUUAUGAAAAAGAUGGGGGCCAUCAUGAAGAAGAUGGGUACCUCGACGAGGGUGAUCAUCACGAAGAUGGAGAUUACCAUGAAGUUGAUUACCAUGAAGGUGAUUACCAUGAAGGAGAUUACCAUGAAGGUGAUUACCAUGAAGGUGAUAACCAUGAAGGUGAUAACCAUGAAGGGGAUUACUCCGAAGGUGCUUACGAGACGGAUGGCAGCCUUGAUCUUGAUGCCUUUGGCGAGGAAUAUGCCCCCAAGGGCACACUCGAUGGCACCGGCUAUGGUGAAGAGACAACUGAUUCUUAUGGCACAGAAAGUCUUUGAGAUGACCAUUAUAAGUCGCUUGAUGGGGCUUUUGAUGGUGGACUCUUCAAUUCUUGGUUUAAACGUUGAAGAACACAAGUUUAUUGACUAUUUUUAUAAACCAUCUGUAGAUAAUGAUUCAUGUUUUUUAAACAAUACAUUUUCUUUUUGUUUAACUUUUUUGUCGGUUUAAUUCCCGUCAGAUCCUUUGUCAUACUGCCUAAUAGCAACAUUGCAAACAAAACCUGGCCUUUUUCUGAAAAUUGGCCCACAGCUUAGUCAGCUGUUCAAUAUGCCGUGGUGUUUCCAUGAUAGAAUGCACACUGGAACCUUCUUCUUCACUUUCCUGUUGGUAUUGUGUGUACCAAAAUCUGCACUACUUUCUUCUAGAUAUUAUCAUAUCGAAUAGAACUUUUGAUAUUAAGAAUUAUUAAAAGACAUAUCUUCUUCAAUACAAGGAUGAAUGUUUAAUCAUUUAUAAACAAAAAACCAACGUCAAUACCGUAGACCGUGCUUAAGGUUGAACUAAACUUGUUGAAUUUUUCAGUUUCUUUUCAGCUUUUCAACUGAUGUACUAUUCUUACCAUA
Messenger RNA from Rhopilema esculentum, 1957 nucleotides. RefSeq lists its product as uncharacterized. The record is from RefSeq and is a predicted model, not a curated record. Lineage: Eukaryota; Metazoa; Cnidaria; Scyphozoa; Rhizostomeae; Rhizostomatidae.